This is a messenger RNA of Lactuca virosa, 219 nucleotides long. The record is from the annotation of a GenBank genome assembly. Lineage: Eukaryota; Viridiplantae; Streptophyta; Magnoliopsida; Asterales; Asteraceae.
AUGGCUAACACUGUAUCCCAAAGUGCAACUCCAAUACAUGUAAAUGUCCAAGGUACUACACCUUCUGUUAAUGGAAGAGUGGCAUCAAAUUCUUCAGUUCCUGUUCAUAGGGAACACGGUUCAGUAUCCUCUAAUAAUCAAUAUGCAACUCCAAUGCAGGUAGAUGAUCAAGGACGACAUAUUGUCUCUGAAGGAUACCUAUUGCGACGAUAUUUAUAG